AUGUGGCUGGCUACAUUUAGAGACCAUCUGUUGCCUGCACACCUGCCACAUCAGCAAGGGACUGUCACCAUCACCCACUGUGCUCUUCUUUGGUGGAUAUUAUGUUCCUGCUGGUCAUUCACCAAGGCAACGAGCCAGAAAUUCUACCCGACAGUGACCACCCAGUUUGGGAAGCUGCGGGGCCUCCGGGUGCCCGUGCCCAGUGAGGUGCUCAGGCCUGUCGACCAGUAUCUGGGGGUUCCCUAUGCUUCUCCACCAGUGGGUGAGAAGCGUUUCAUGCCCCCAGAGCAGCCCUCCUCUUGGUCAGGUGUCAAGAAUGCUACCCACUUCAUGCCUGUGUGCCCUCAGAACAUCCACAACACCGUGCCAGAGAUCAUGAUGCCUAUAUGGUUCACCUAUAACCUGGACACAGUAGCCACAUACAUUCAGGAUCAGAGCGAGGACUGUUUAUAUCUAAACAUCUACGCUCCGACAGAGGAUGGGAGCCAACACAAGAAAAAGGGGGCGGCUUUCUCACAUGCUGAGACUCAUAUAUCUGAAGAUAUAAGGGACUCUGAGGCUCGCCCUGUGAUGGUCUACAUCCAUGGAGGCUCCUAUAUGGAAGGCACUGGGAACAUGAUGGAUGGUAGCGUGCUGGCCAGUUAUGGGAACGUUGUCGUUGUCACGCUUAACUACAGAAUUGGAAUAUUAGGCUUCCUCAGUACCGGUGACCAGGCGGCAAAAGGAAACUAUGGACUACUGGACCAGAUUCAAGCUCUCCGUUGGAUCAGUAAGAACAUAGGUUACUUUGGAGGAGACCCGGGUCGCAUCACAGUGUUUGGAUCUGGAAUCGGUGCCUCGUGUGUCAGUCUGCUAACACUGUCCCACCACUCAGAGGGUUUGUUCCACAGAGCCAUCAUCCAAAGUGGUUCGGCAUUGUCUAGCUGGGCUGUCAACUACCAGCCAGUCAAAUACACUCGCCUGCUGGCCGAAAGAGUUGGCUGCAAUGUGCUGGACACAGUGGAUAUGGUCUCCUGCCUGCAGAAGAAGAGUGCAAAGGAGCUGGUGGAACAAGACAUCCAGCCCGCCCGAUACCGCGUAGCUUUCGGCCCCGUCAUUGAUGGAGACGUCAUUCCAGAUGACCCGGAGAUCCUAAUGGAGCAGGGCGAGUUCCUUAACUACGACAUAAUGCUUGGUGUUAAUCAGGGUGAGGGACUGCGCUUCGUGGAGAACGUGAUGGACCUGGAGGACGGCGUGUCCGGCAGCGACUUUGACUUUGCUGUGUCAGACUUUGUGGACAGUUUGUACGGCUACCCAGAAGGAAAGGACACCCUGAGGGAGACAAUUAAAUUCAUGUACACAGACUGGGCUGACAAGGACAACCCGGAGACCAGGAGGAAGACCCUGGUGGCUCUGUUCACCGACCACCAGUGGGUGGAGCCUUCAGUGGUGACCGCUGACCUACACGCCCGCUACGGCUCGCCUACAUACUUCUACGCCUUCUACCACCACUGCCAGAGCCUCAUGAAGCCUGUGUGGUCCGACUCUGCGCACGGAGAUGAGGUGCCUUACGUGUUUGGCAUUCCCAUGGUUGGCCCAACAGACCUGUUCCCCUGCAACUUCUCCAGGAAUGACAUCAUGCUCAGUGCUGUGGUUAUGACGUAUUGGACAAACUUUGCAAAGAGUGGGGAUCCUAACAAGCCAGUGCCACAGGACACCAAGUUCAUCCAUACCAAGGCAAACCGCUUUGAGGAAGUGGCCUGGUCUAAGUACGACCCCUAUGACCAGCUUUACUUACACAUUGGCCUGAAGCCUCGUAUCCGUGAUCACUAUCGCGCCACUAAGGUGGCCUUCUGGAAACACCUGGUGCCCCAUCUCUACAACCUCCACGACAUGUUUCAUUACUCAUCCACUACCACCAAGGUCACCCCGCUGGAUCCCACCCAGUCCAACAAUAAGAGGCCCGGCAGCACUGGCCGGUCUCCUGUGUCCACCGCCCACAAUGAUGAUGAAGGUGGGAGAGAGAUGGGUCCUCUAAUCAUGCCGAACCCGAGAGAUUACUCCACAGAGCUCAGUGUCACCAUUGCUGUAGGGGCUUCACUGCUUUUCCUCAACGUCCUGGCCUUCGCCGCUCUGUACUACCGCAAAGACAAGCGUAGUCGUCAAGACACAUCCCAGCAGCCCAGUCCCCAGCGUGACAGCAAAGGUAACAACGUGAGCCACACCACCACCGUAGACGAGACCCUGUCAUCCCAGCAAAGGAACCAGUGCGAGGCCCUCCACAACCCUCACCACGUCUCUCCCAGCUUGGACUACUCGCUCAGCCAGCGUCGUUCCCCUGACGACAUCCCUCUGAUGACCCCCAAUAACAUCACCAUGAUCCCCAACUCUCUGAUGGGCCUCUCCAACAUGAGUCCAUAUAGCACCUUCCCUGCUGGUUACAGCUCUGCAGGCCUGCCCAGCACCCACUCUACCACACGGGUAUAG
Molecule: messenger RNA, 2466 nt
Organism: Scomber japonicus (chub mackerel)
Lineage: Eukaryota; Metazoa; Chordata; Actinopteri; Scombriformes; Scombridae
Gene: nlgn3b
Product: neuroligin 3b
Exons: 6
Coding region: 1-2466 (821 amino acids)
Biological process (GO): presynaptic membrane assembly; chemical synaptic transmission; modulation of chemical synaptic transmission
Cellular component (GO): cell surface; postsynaptic specialization membrane; synapse
Molecular function (GO): neurexin family protein binding; signaling receptor activity
Source: RefSeq, a predicted model, not a curated record